UUUCAAUAUGCUUUGAUUUCAUUUAUUCUUUCUUAAACAAGUUUAGUUCCUUAUUUGAGCAACUAUAAAUUGGCUCUGAAUGUUAAUAAUUCAAGUCAAGUUUUCUCAAAUUAUUCAUAGUUAGAACCUGAAUUUGAUACAAUGGAACAAAUUUCUUUAUCCAACGAAGAAAAGACAGUGGUUUUAGUUGGACGUACUGGAAAUGGUAAAAGUGCAACUGGAAAUAGCAUCCUGGGAAAAAAUGCCUUUGAACUAAGAACAAAUUCUUUUCGUGUAUCACGUAUUUGUGAAUUACAAAAGAGUACCACAAAAGAUGGAUCAAUUAUUAAUGUUAUUAACACUCCAGGAUUGUUUGAUGGAAGUGAUUCUCCUGAAAAAGAAAUAAUUAAAUGUAUUGAUUUGGCUAAAGAUGGAUUUCAUGCACUUCUUGUAGUAUUUUCUGUUAAAACUCGUUUUUCUGAAGAGGAAGAAGCUACUUUACGUGUUGUUCAAACUUUGUUUGGACACAAAAUUAGUGACUACAUGAUUAUAGUCUUUACCGGGGGAGAUGAACUUGAAUAUAAUAAAAAGACAUUGGAUGAUUAUUUAGGUCAAGAAUGUCCACCAACUCUUAAGGAUAUUUUACUUCAAUGUGACAAUCGCAAAGUGCUCUUCAAUAACAAAACUAAGGAUGAAACAAAACAACUACAACAAGUUCAACAACUUCUGGAUCUUGUAAAAAUGGUUACAUCAAAGAAUAAUGGACAACCUUAUACCAAUAAGACAUUUGUAAAAUCACAGGGAGGAUCACCAUUGAAACAAGAAAUUGCAGAUCUUUUGGAAAAGUUAGAAGAAGAAAAAGUUGAAAGACUUAAGAUUGAAGAAAAAUUGAAGUCAGCACAAGCUAGAAUGAUGAAAUUCGAAAACUGAGAUAUAAUCUUGAGACAACGAAUACGCCACGUAUACUUCAACAACUAAUGUCUAUCUAUGGCGUUCUCUGAUUUCAGCACUAUUUUAUAUUCAAAAUUCAAGUAUGUGUAAGAUUAAUAUAUAUAUAUA
This is a messenger RNA of Vigna angularis (adzuki bean), 1038 nucleotides long. Its product is annotated as immune-associated nucleotide-binding protein 9. The transcript is spliced from 5 exons. The record is from RefSeq and is a predicted model, not a curated record. Bases 142 to 909 code for a protein of 255 amino acids. Gene Ontology annotation, molecular function: GTP binding. NCBI's taxonomy places the organism in Eukaryota, Viridiplantae, Streptophyta, Magnoliopsida, Fabales, Fabaceae.